AUGACAUCUGAUCCAACCUCUCCAAAGUCUUUCGCUCAAUCUUUUAUCUCGAAUCCUCGCUUCCAUCGUUCCUUCAAUAUCGAAGCCACUGCUACACAUGGACCACUCGACGUCACUUUUGCCGAGUAUGGCAAAGAAGCUUCUGACUCCGAGACCGUCCCGACUAUUCUUAUGAUGCCGGGUAUGUUUUCAUCCCGGUAUCUUGGAGUCUGCUUGCACGCGAUUGCUGAGAAACAGGGCGUGCGCAUGCUGGUUGUCGAUCGACCUGGAAUGGGUGGUACUACCGAUGUCCCACUUACCGAACGUAUAUCAGUCUGGGUUGAGAUUGUACCCCUUCUUCUAGCCCAUUUAGGCAUCCAACAUGUGGCUUUAGCGUCGCACAGUGCUGGAACCUUUUAUCUGUUGAACACACUAUGGAGCUGCAGGGAUAUUCUGGAUCCUCAGAAUCCACGAGUAACACUUUUAGCUCCAUUUGUUGACCCUGCUCAUUCUGGCAUGGUAUCUCUGAAAGCAGCCCAAUUCCUCCCUGCCCCAGCCUUCAAACUUUGGCAUCACAUUCCACGCCUUUUCCUGGCCCAGGAUGGGUCCGCUACCGCAACUAGCGGGCAGAUGGUGACUAAGUUCUCUGCCAUGCUUUCCUCUGGCGGAAAUGAGGAAAAGGAUAAAAACCGUCACUACAUUGAAGAGCACUACGGACUGAGCAUGGUGCAGCAAAAUGAAAUAGAUUCGUCGAUGAUGCAAUUCAUGUUCAAGGAGAACACGGUUGGCGCGAAUAGCGAGGCUAUGCAAUGCUUGCGCAAGAAGCCUGAUCUGUGGGGAAAGUGCGAAAACUAUGAAGUCUAUGUGAGAGAAUUGGUCAAGAGGGAGAAAGAGCGAGCCCGAGAAGGAAAACCGUUGAAGGUUCAGGCAUAUUUUGCUGUGGACGAUAGUAUGAGUGGGAAGAAGGGACAGACAUAUUUCGAGAAUUGUUGGCAGCAAGCUGGGAAUGGGGAUGCGGAGGACGUGAUUAAGUUUGAGACGACGACUGUUGAGGGUACGGAUCAUGAUAGCUUGGUACAAUCUGCCAAGGUGUGGGAGAAGAUCUUUGGAGAGAUGUAG
Messenger RNA from Penicillium salamii, 1098 nucleotides. Lineage: Eukaryota; Fungi; Ascomycota; Eurotiomycetes; Eurotiales; Aspergillaceae. The record is from the annotation of a GenBank genome assembly.